Molecule: messenger RNA, 1944 nt
Organism: Fusarium falciforme
Lineage: Eukaryota; Fungi; Ascomycota; Sordariomycetes; Hypocreales; Nectriaceae
Exons: 2
Coding region: 442-1944 (500 amino acids)
Biological process (GO): protein phosphorylation; intracellular signal transduction
Molecular function (GO): protein serine/threonine kinase activity; ATP binding
Source: RefSeq, a predicted model, not a curated record
CGACAUUCCUUCCGACUUCCUUCUUCCAUCACCGGCCCUGCUCUCGCAGACGUGACCACUAGGUCCUCUUGUCGCCCUCCUCGGUCCCGUCAAACCUCCCUCUCUGCCAUCCUCCUCACGACAACCUACCGACUUUCCUUGGAAGGCGACAGGCCAAAGACUCAACACCUCUUUUGCCUCCCUGCCUAUCUCGACCCGUUGAUUCGGCCAUCGGGACAACCCACGACAACAACCACACGCAACAACCACCACCCUCAUCAACAACCCGCAGGAGCUAAACUCAACCCGUUGGACUUUGGAUCAGGAUCCUUUUCUGGCCGUUGGAGAAUCCUCUUUUAUGCUUUUUCCUUUUCUCUCUGUCUCUCUCCCGUUUGGAUAUAUCUCUGGCCCCAGGACCACCACUCCCCAGUUCUAGGACUUGUUAGAUAUCAACAGAUAACAAUGCAGCACCAUGCCAUCUUCGGUUACCAAACCCCUCCGGCGUCGCCUGGUUUCGACAACCCCAAGUGCACCAUCCAACAACCUUUUGCCGUGCCGCGACACUACCCGACACGGCCACUUGCUCCGGAGGAGAGGCUUGGCCGAGUGCUCGAGGGCACUCUGCAGCUGACUGAGAUCCUGGGAACUGGCGCGUAUGGCGUUGUCUACCUCGCUGUCGACCUCAAGACCGGAGGUAAAUACGCCGUCAAGUGCCUCAGCAAGUUCAACGCCGAUGGAACCCAAUUGGAGCCCCGCCAGUUUGCCUACCAACAACGAGAGAUCCGUCUUCACUGGAAGGCAUCCAACCACGCCAACGUGGUACAGAUGCUCAAGAUUGUGAAUGAUCCCGACUGCAUCUACGUUAUUCUCGAGUAUUGCCCCGAGGGCGAUCUCUUCCUGAAUAUUACUGAACGUGGUCAAUAUGUUGGUAAGGAUGAACUGUCCAGGAACAUUUUCCUCCAGAUCCUGGAUGCCGUGGAGCACUGCCACAACCUGGGAAUCUACCAUCGGGACCUCAAGCCGGAGAACAUCUUGGUAACAGACCGUGGAGACACUGUCAAGCUGGCCGACUUUGGCCUUGCCACUUCAGAUGAUCGAUCCGAGGACUACGGAUGCGGUUCAACAUUCUACAUGAGUCCAGAAUGCCUGGACCCCUCUGCUAGGAAGCCCUACUACAUGUGCGCCCCCAAUGAUGUCUGGAGCCUUGGAGUUAUCCUCGUCAACCUCACCUGUGGACGCAACCCAUGGAAACAAGCUUCCUUCCAGGACUCCACCUACCGGGCCUAUGCCGGAUCCAAGGACUUCCUGAAGACGAUCCUCCCACUCUCGGAUGAACUGAACGAAAUUCUGGGACGGAUCUUCGAACCCAACCCUGAGCAGCGGAUCACUCUCAACGAGCUCCGAACCAGGAUCAUGGCCUGCUCUAGGUUUACCAUGCCGGCCGUCUCUCCCCCGACACCACCGGCCUCACCAGACCACAUUACCGAAUACGUUUCUACCGAGGAUGCCAUCAUCGACGACUACGACUACGACUCGCCUCUGUCGCCGGCUUCAUCCUCUGACGAUGAGGGCUCGCUCACAUCGAGCGGCUCUACUAUUGACGACCUGGACGACGACUUCGACCAGGAACGCCAGAUGCCGCAGACUCCCCCGGAGUAUGCACCCCACGCUUUCGACCCCGAGGAGCCCAAGGAACACCAACUCAUCUACCACAGCCAGGAGUUUGUGCCCCAGAAGUACUCUGGGCCUGUCCCCGUCCCCGUGCAGGUGCCGGUGGCCGUUCCCCCUCAGCCCAUGCUCUGCCAGCCGGUUCCUGUACCUAUCCAGGCUCCUUGCCAACAACACAAAUCCUAUUUCCCUAUCUGGGAUAUGGUAAAAUACGUUCAACAUGUGCCCAUCCUGCAGCACCACAUACCCUUCCACCAGCAGGUCCCCUUUAUGCCUACGUUCCAAGGCUGCUAUUAG